AUGAGGGCGCCGUUAGGGAAGAGUGUGCAAGACCUUCGCCAGCGGGAGGAUGAGCAGCAGCAGCAGCAGCGCGAGACUCACCCGGGCGACGAUUCCGCAUUUCCGAGGCCACAGUUAAUGCAGGACAACGAUGAUAAUCUCAAGGAGGACGACUAUGGAAGCCGCCUACGCAUCAACUUGUCUGACAUCGACCAGGACCCGUUUGGCAUGUCGGAGGUACUUUUGGAUGGAGACCGGCUUCACCGCAAGCAGAAUGACACAUGUGAGAGUGAUCACCGAAAAGACGUGUUGGAAAGUGAGGAGGAAGGUGGCGAAGCUGGACAGCAUCCGCCAAAGCGACCCGGGACGCUGCGCAAGGCGAUCCACGUGCUGCGCUUCUACUUUAACGUGGUCGUGCCAUUUGGUGGCUUCCUCGCCACCACCUUCAACCUUGCCUCGGCCACUCUCGGUGCCGGCAUCAUUUCCAUCCCCUCCGGCUUCAACCUGAGCGGGGUGAUCAUGUCCUGCGUCUACCUCAUCCUGGCUGGGGCCGGUACGAUCUACUCUAUGAAUCUGCUGGCGAAGGUAAUGAUCAAGACGGGACUUCGGAGCUAUGCCCAGUCGGCGCGUAUGCUGCUCGGCCGCGGCGCCGACUACUUCCUGGCGGUACUCAUCAUCAUCCAGUGCUUUGGCGGGUCUGUCGCGUACAUUAUCGCAACGAGCACGCUUCUGACCCCCAUUUUGAAAGCCCCCAGUGCGCCCGCAUUCUUCAAAACAAAGCAGGGCAACCGUGUCAUUACAUCGGUGGUGUGGCUGAUCAUCAUGCUGCCGCUUGUGUUUCCGAAGAAAGUGAACUCUUUGCGCUACGUGUCCACCUUUGGGGUGCUCUUCAUUGUGUACUUUGUGGCGUGCGUAAUUGGCCACUCUGCCACGAACGGGCUGCACGACCCAUCGAUUCGCAGUGAGGUGCGCCUCAUGCGCACGGGCAACGAGGCGCUGGAGGGCCUCGGCGUGUUUCUCUUCAGUCUGAUGGUGCAACUCAACGCCUACGAUAUCUUUUUCGAGAUGAAACACAAGACGGUGUUCCACUUUACCCUCUACACGGCCAUCGCCACUGGGCUGUGCAUGCUGCUCUACGUUCUCGCUGGCGUCUUUGGCUACUUGGAUUUUGGCUCCAAGGUGCGAGACUCGGUGCUCUCCCUGUACGACCCCAUUAAGGAGCCCUACAUGGCGGUGGGCUACAUUGGCAUCGUCGUCAAGAUCUGCGUUGCCUUUGCCCUCCACAUGAUCCCGUUUCGUGACGCCCUCUACCAUUUCUGUCGCUGGACGCCGGAGGAGGUGCCGUACUGGAAGCACUGUCUCAUCAUGGCGAUCCCAGCGACGGCGGCGCUGCUUUGCGGCCUCUUCAUCCCCACUAUUAACUCCGUCCUGGGGCUUCUGGGCUCCUUCUGCGGCGGCAUCAUCGGCAUGAUCAUGCCAGCGCUGUUCUACAUGUACGCUGGCCACUUCACCUUGCGCGAAGUGGGCCUGCUGAACUACGUGGCUACGUAUCUUUUGCUCGUCGGGGGUGUUGUUUCUGUAGUUUUCGGUACUGUCACCACCAUCUACAGCACCACCCGGAGCUCAUUCGCCCUCUAA
This is a messenger RNA of Leishmania braziliensis MHOM/BR/75/M2904, 1617 nucleotides long. RefSeq names its product putative amino acid transporter aATP11. The transcript has a single exon. Lineage: Eukaryota; Euglenozoa; Kinetoplastea; Trypanosomatida; Trypanosomatidae. Gene Ontology annotation, biological process: amino acid transmembrane transport. Gene Ontology annotation, molecular function: amino acid transmembrane transporter activity. The record is from RefSeq and is a predicted model, not a curated record. Bases 1 to 1617 code for a protein of 538 amino acids.